Thyridium curvatum is the source of this 1569-nucleotide messenger RNA. RefSeq lists its product as uncharacterized. The record is from RefSeq and is a predicted model, not a curated record. Bases 1 to 1569 code for a protein of 522 amino acids. Gene Ontology annotation, molecular function: isocitrate lyase activity. The transcript has 5 exons. Gene Ontology annotation, biological process: carboxylic acid metabolic process. NCBI's taxonomy places the organism in Eukaryota, Fungi, Ascomycota, Sordariomycetes, Thyridiales, Thyridiaceae.
AUGUCGCAGAAAUACCCUGAUGUCAAGGCGGAAAGCGCCGCAUUUGACGCCGAGGUGAAGGCCAUCGAGAAGUGGUGGCAGUCUGAUCGCCAGAAGCACAUCAAAAGACCCUACACGGCCAAGUCCAUCGCUGCGCUUCGCAACAUCGGCUUCAAGACCGACUAUCCCUCCAGUGUACAGGGCAGAAAGCUGUGGAAGAUCCUCAAUGAGCACAAUGCAAACGGCACGUACGAGCUGACCUUUGGCACGACGGAGCCCCUCAUCGCGAAGGAGAUGGCCAAAUACAUGCAAACCGUCUAUGUCUCGGGCGCACUCUGCGGACACUCUCAGGCGGCCUGGCCGGGCGAGGACCACGCCGACUACCCGGCCGACACGGUCCCCUCGGUCGUCAAGCGCAUCUUCAACUCGCAGCUCUUCCAGGACCAGCGGCAGACGCAGCUGCGCAUGCGCUUCUCCGAGGAGGACCGCAGGGACCUCGAGUGCAUCGACUACAUGCUGCCCAUCGUCGCCGACGCCGACAUGGGCUUCGGCACGCUGACGGGCUGCAUGAAGCUCGCGCGCAGCUUUGUCGAGUCGGGCGUCGCCAUGGUCCACAUCGACGACCUCGCCAUGGGGCUCAAGAAGUUUGCCAACGGCGAGGGCCGGACCAUCGUGCCUACCUCUGAGUACCUGCAGCGGCUCACGACUGUGCGGAUGACGUUUGAUAUCAUGGGGUAUUACCUUCCCCCUUGCAUGAUGCUGGAAGAUAAAGAGCAGUUCAUCAACAGCGUCGUCGACCCGCGCGAUCACCCCUACGUCCUCGGCGCGACCAAAGUUGUCCCUUCUUUCCUGCAGGCUCUCGCCACGGGCCGCGAGUCUGGCAGGGACUACCUGGCCGUCAAGAAAGAGUGGAAGGCAUCGGCGGGUCUAAUGACAUUCGACGAUGCCGUAAAGUCCCAGGCCGACUCGGAAGACCAAUACAAGAGCUACGAGGCCGAGGUCAAGGGCAAGAUCAUCGCGCUGCAGGACCGGAGGGCCAUCGCCAGGAAGAUCACCGGCAAGGACAUUAUGUUUGACUGGGAGCUACCCCGACUGCCGCGCGGCCAGUACAUGUGGCAGUGGUGUACGCAAGCUGUCAUCGACCGCGCCGUCCUAGCUGCUCCGCUCGGCGACGUGACGUGGAGUCGACAGGACAAGCCCAACAAGAAGGAUAUGGAGGACUUCCACUCCGGGGUCCGCAAGGUCUUCCCGAACCGCCUGUUCGCUUUCGGCUACACGGGCGCCUACGACUUCGUCAAGGCGGGUUACACGGAGCAGGAGGUCGAGACCUUCCCUGCCGACAUCGCCAAGCAGGGCGUGGUCUGGCAGGUGCAGCCCAUCUGGGCGACGCAGGGCCUCAGCCUGCACGCCAAGCAGUUCGCCGAGAUGUUCAAGAAGGAAGGGAUUGCGGGUUACAUGCGCAACGUGGCCAAGCCGGCCAUCGAGGGCAUGGCGACUGACAAGUAUGGUAAGCCCACGUCGCGCGGGGGGUAUCUGGCAGACGCCUUCUUUGAUGUGGUAGAUGGCGAUGAGAUCACUGAGGUAGCUUAG